AUGGCACCGCCGUGCGGCCGCGGCGCCCCGCCGCUGGUCUUCAUCGCGCUCUCCGCGGCGUUCCUCACCUACAACGCGCUCCUCUCGCCCCGCUCCGUCCCGCCCCUCCCCACCUCCUUCCCCGACGCCACCGCCGCCUUUUCCUCCUCAUCCCGCUCCCGCCGCCUCGCCUCUGGCGGCGGCAGCGGCGGGCCGAGGCCGUUCCACACCGCGGUGACCGCCUCCGGGUCCGUCUACAACACGUGGCAGUGCCGCGUCAUGUACCACUGGUUCAAGGAGGCGCGGCGGCAGGCGCGCGGCGGCGACAUGGGCGGCUUCACCAGGAUCCUGCACUCCGGGAAGCCCGACGAGUUCGUCCGCGAGAUCCCCACCUUCGUCGCCGACCCGCUGCCGGAAGGGACGGAUCAGGGAUACAUUGUUCUUAAUAGGCCAUGGGCAUUUGUUCAAUGGCUCCAGAAGGCAGACAUACAGGAAGAAUAUAUCUUGAUGGCGGAGCCAGAUCAUCUUAUUGUCAAGCCUAUUCCGAACUUAUCAAGAGAUGGCCGUGCAGCAGCUUUCCCUUUCUUCUAUAUAGAGCCCCAAAAAUAUGAAAAAAUGUUGCGUAAGUUCUUUCCUGAAAAUAAAGGGCCAAUCACAAACAUUGAUCCCAUAGGAAAUUCUCCUGUCAUCAUUGAGAAGGAGUCUCUUUCUAGGAUUGCACCGACAUGGAUGAAUAUGUCGUUAGCCAUGAAGAAAGAUCCUGAAGCAGAUAAAGCUUUUGGAUGGGUUCUUGAAAUGUAUGCAUAUGCUGUAGCAUCAGCUCUGCAUGGAGUGGGGAAUAUCUUACACAAGGAUUUCAUGAUUCAGCCACCAUGGGACUUGGAAAUUGGUGAUUCAUAUAUCAUACAUUAUACUUAUGGGUGUGAUUAUGAUAUGAAGGGUGAAUUGACUUACGGCAUAAUUGGAGAGUGGAGGUUUGACAAAAGAUCCUACGAGAAUAAACCUCCUCCUAGAAAUUUGCCAUUACCUCCGAAUGGCGUACCUAGAAGUGUGGUGACACUUGUGAAAAUGGUGAAUGAAGCAACAGCCAACAUACCCAACUGGGAAUCUUAUGCAGCCGAGUGACCUUGUAUAAUCUGAUACUUGGCAUGUCCAUUCAAUUUUGUCCCCUCACCGCUGAAGCUUGGACAACUGGUUCAUAUAUAGGCUUACCCAGAGCUGUUGACAUCAUACAUUUCUGCUUGGAUCACCAAGUGUAUGUUGAGGGAUUGGAUAGCCUAAAGCUGAAUUAGUGCAAGUCAAUAUGAUCCCUUUGGGUAUAUGUUACAAUACACAUACACUACGGCUAAAUAUAUUUUACGUGAAAAGUCUGUAAAUGUAGGUGAAAAGUCCAAUGUAAAUGAGUGAGAGGUGUGUUGAGCUCUUCUGGUUCUUGAUCCUCAUUCCUGUCUUCAUCCUGAUUCUUUUCUGCUUCAGAAAAGUCAGGCAUAGACUGUCAUUUAGGCAAGACACACUAAUCUACUUGUUUUUCCAUUUGAAGUGUAGCUGAAAUGCAUGAACCAAGUUUGCUUAGUAA
Molecule: messenger RNA, 1555 nt
Organism: Lolium rigidum
Lineage: Eukaryota; Viridiplantae; Streptophyta; Magnoliopsida; Poales; Poaceae
Product: hydroxyproline O-arabinosyltransferase 1-like
Exons: 8
Coding region: 1-1104 (367 amino acids)
Molecular function (GO): glycosyltransferase activity
Source: RefSeq, a predicted model, not a curated record